Adineta ricciae is the source of this 3249-nucleotide messenger RNA. Lineage: Eukaryota; Metazoa; Rotifera; Eurotatoria; Adinetida; Adinetidae. The record is from the annotation of a GenBank genome assembly.
AUGGGUUGUCGAAUCUGCCGAGAUGAGAAACCCAUUGAUAUUAUUAAACCUUACGAUAAAGAACCACGAUCAGCUCACAUAAUUCCAGAACCUGAUUAUAAGGCUCCAUCAGACCACAGUCAUAGCAAGCCAGAACCUCAAAUUCAUCAGCCUACAAAAGAUACACCAGAUGAUAAUACCAAGGAGAAGCUUCCCUCAAGUGCUGAAAAAUUUAUUGACAUUGUCCCGGCUGAUCUAGAUGCAUUCAAUCAAAUUUUCAUCCAACAACGGCAGGAAGCAGUGAAUAGAACUUCAUAUCGAUCUGCAAUAGAACGAUGGAAUCCAACUUCGCUCUCUCACCUUAUAGAUAUUCUAAAAACAUUCUCCGAAGGAAAAUCUAUCAUCGAUCGGCACUGGUUCAUCUUCUACUGGAUUGCAUCCAACAUUCAGUAUGAUACCGUCUCCUAUUUCACCAAGAACUAUCAGGAUCAAACGCCCGAAGGAGUCUUUAGAACAAGAAAAGGUGUCUGCGCAGGCUAUGCCAAUAUGUACAAAUAUCUGUGCGAUCACCUAAAAAUGCCAUGUGAGGUGGUGAGUGGAUAUUCGAAGGGAUAUGGAUUCGAUGAUCAGGAAGGUGCACCGAGUGAGGUUAACCAUGCAUGGAAUGUAGUCGAAAUCUACAAUCAUUGGUACUUGGUGGAGUCGACGUGGGGUGCAGGUUACCUGAACGACAAGAAAGAGUUCGUGCAGAGACUUGAAGCUUACUAUUUCCUUGCUCGUCCGAAUGAGAUGAUUUACCAUCAUCUUCCUAGAAAAGAAGAAGAAAGGUGGCAACUGUUGGAAAAGCCGAUUAGUAUGGCGCAGUAUUUGUCAAUGCCAAAACUGCGCCCGUUGUAUUUUCAGCUUAAUAUGGAAUUGAUUAGUCCAUGUAAUUUAGCUCAUGUUGAUCUUCUAGCAGAAAGAUCUUAUGCCGUCGUUCUUAUAAAGACUCCAGCCGAUGUACAUCUUCUCGCACAUUUAGAAAUGAAUGGUAAAAAGGUUGAAGGUGGCUAUCAGAUCAUUUUUGACAGACUAAAACAAAUGCAUCGCUGCUAUUUUGCGCCAGCGAACGUAGGUAAACAUAAAAUAGUGGUGCUUGGAAAAAGAGGCGAUGACAAGAAUGAAUCGUAUCAUUCAGCCAUGGAUCUAAUAUUAGAUGUGAAACAAAUGCCUGCAAAGUGCGUAAGUUUUCCGAAAAUCUGGGAAACAUUUACUGAUUUAGGGUUGGAAAUUAUGUCACCUCAGGAUACGCACUUGAUCAAACUUGUGAACGGUGUUGCCUUUGCCCAGAUUUUGAUAAAAGCACCUGAAAAUGUCGAACUAUUAGGAAAAUUGACUGACGAAACCGGUAAAGUGUUAAACAGUGGAGCGCAAGUGUACUUCAGCCGAGAAGAAAAGAUUUGGAAAUGUAAUUUCGCGCCGGAUCAGAAUGGACUGUUCGAAGCAGCCAUUAUGGCAAAGGAAAAAAAUGACACUGGAAGUUAUUGGUCUGCGGUUUCAUUCAAAAUCGACGCAAAACAAAUUCCUUCGCCGAAUAUGUCAUAUCCACGAACAUGGAAACUUUUUCAUAACCUUGGAAUGAAGCUUGUAUCACCGAUGGGAACACAUUUAAUCAAUAUGAACAGCGGCGAAAAAUUUACUCAAAUAGUAAUACGUACACCAUCUGAUGUUAAGUUAAUGGGCGAACUUGUUGAUUCUGAUGGUCAGUCAGUGACGUGUGGCAAUCGAGUUUAUUACGAUCGACAAAAGGAUUAUUGGAGGUGCAGAUUCGCUCCAAAUAAGAGUGGCAUAUUCAGUGCGUCGAUCUUUGCAAAGAAAACAAGCGAUCCUGGCAAUUUUCAAUCGGCUAUAUUAUUUAAAAUCUGUGCAAAUCAAAUUCCAUUACCACCGUUCUCGUUUCCAAAGACUUGGCAACUAUACUACGAUUUUAACCUGAAGAUUCUUUCUCCCGUCAGUCGAGGUAUUAUUGUCGUCACUGAUGAUAAACCAACUGUUGAAGUUCGGUUGCAAGGUCCUGCCGACGUUGCUCUCGUUGGUCGACUUGAAAAUGAUAGGAAAGAAGUAAUUUUACGUGGUCAUACAAUUCACUAUGAUAGCGAAAGUGAUGUUUGGUGCUGUACAUUUGUACCGAACCGAAGUGGCACGUUUCAAGGAUUUAUUUGUGCAAAGAAAAAGUCUGAUUCUGGCAACUUUUUUGCUGCAGCGUCGUAUAUAAUUGAUGCACGACAAUUGUCUUCUGCUGGUAAUCCUCUCGACACAAAACAAAUCUUCUAUGAUUUCAAGCUUGAAGUGAUCUAUCCAGAAGGUGGUAGUAAAAUUGUUCUACCUGACAAUAGAUCGUUCGUGGAAGUACGUUUGAAGACGCCAUCCGAUGUCGUCCUGAUGGGUUCGUUGACAAACGACCAAAACCAGAAGAUCUCGGGCGGUCAUGAGGUUUAUUAUGAUCGACGACACGAUAUCUGGUGUUGCCGAUUCGCACCCAAUAAAAAUGGUCUCUUCCAUGCUACUAUAUUAGCAAAGAAAACAUCUGAUGAUAGCCUGUUCUACGAAGCCUUGGCGUAUCACAUCGAAGCUAAUCAUAUUGCUGCGCCUGCACUGUCAUUUCCACAAACAUGGCAAGUAUUUUAUGACUUCGAUUUAAAAAUCAAGUCACCACGCUCUCGCGCCACGGCAAUAUGGUGUGACGAUAGUCCCUAUAGUGAAGUACUGAUACGAGCUCCAGACGAUGUUCGAAUGUCCUGCUCGAUUCAGUACAAACAUCAAAAGGUAGAAAACGGUGCAUUAGUGCAAUAUGAUUAUGAAAGAAAUGUUUGGCAACUUCUAUUUGCACCUGAGCGUACCGGUGAGCAUGAGUUAAUGAUCUAUGCACGGAAUAUCAACAGUGACGAUAAGAAGUCGAAGUCAGUUGCUAUGUUUCCCCUUCAUGUAACUCAUCUUCAGCAACGGAUAAAAUUUCCGACGAUUUAUCCCGAAUUUCUGACGUAUAAAUGCCGUAUUUAUUCACCAUUGAACGGUCAAUUGACAAGAGGGUCGGUAGUGGAUUUUCAUUGUUAUUUACCUGAAGCAGUACUAGCUACAAUGACGAAUAAUUCUCGUAUGCUUCGAGAGGAAAAUGUUGUUAAUUGCAACUUUCAACGAACGUUAACUGUUGGUUCGGAUGAAGUGACAAUCUGUGCGAAAUACGGUCGAAAUCCUCACUAUACUGUUUUAAUAAAAUAUAUUGUCGAAUAA